AUGAAGAAGAUCACGAAACGCUUGGGUGUUGUCAGUGCUACUCGCCUCCCCGGAUGGGGACCGCGUGACCCUCACUGCGCCUGGUUGGAGAUAUGGCUGCCAACCGAUGUCAGUGGCGUUCUUGUUGUCAGUUUCUAUCCAGAUUGCCUGAGUGAAUAUCUGGAGAUAUGGCCCAGUCGCGCCUUCAAUGGCGCUUGUGCAUCCAAGCUAUUGCCUUCAAUGCGUAGCUCCUUUUCCAACCCCCCUUCACUUGACAGCCCACUGACAGUGCUGGAUUUAUGCAUCAGUUUGUCAGCUCCCGCCUGCAAUGCGCAGCUACCUACCCCUUCCCCCAAAUCUUCGAUGAACGAAACUGCGGCAGCUACAACCACUGUACAACGAGUACGCGUCCUCAAUGCACUGCCUGCCUUGUUUUGUCUUCAUAGUCGCUGGUCGCGUGACACCACGCACAAUCCUCACCACAGCGGUCUGAACAAACUGUGGAUUGCAACGUAUCACUCUUGCAAUCCCAUUCUGAUAGUUCAAUUGCUAGUGUUGAUCUGCAGGCACUUGUUCGAGGGUUGCAGCCUGGCAUAUUGUCCGCCGCAUUUGUAUCGUGCUCGUAUUACCCUGGUUCCGAAAGUCACAAAUCCGAUUUCUGCUUACAAACUGAGACAGAUCUGCGUGUCAUCAAAUCUUGUCCGAGGCUUUCGUAAGAUUUUGCUGAUCGAUGGAGCCGUAAAUUGCAACCACCCUUACUCCAGCUUGCGUUUCUGCAUCGAGAUGGUUGUUCGAAAGUUACGUCGGCGUUACGAGCCGUGCUUCGUCGCCCUUCAGCAACUGCUUCUAGUUCGAUGCAUCGCACAUAUCUGUGAGAAUGCUGUAGCAGUUAUCCUCAAUUCCGACGUUCACUGCCACAGAGGUGUGAGGGAGAGAGAUCCACUCUCUCCAAUAUUGUUCAUUGAGGUAGUGAGUGAGGUUCUUAGAUUGUCGAUGCCGCAACUAAGAUGCCAGUUCCAUGACAUCCUAGUAGAUGGUUUUGCCUUCGCUGACGACUGCUGCUGCGGUCAAGUUGAUAACAGCUGGUAUGAAGAUAAACGCCCGAACGAUGAAAGCGCCUGCGAUUUGUGGGGACAGGAAACACCGGGCGACAGCGGUCUCGGUUUAAACUUUUUACUUCUCCGAGGAACUUAUCGAUCCUCUGGAUCCAACAGACAUAUUCGGGCUUUCACUUGCUUUCGAGGAGAAGGAAAUCUGCCAUCAUCGACAGCAGCGCUUCUACUGCUCGAUGAGUUUACGAGUGCCCCGUUGAAAUCGCACCAAAGAAUGAAGAUCGCAAGAAACUACCUGGAGCCGAGGCAGACAUAUUUGCUUGUGUUAGUCCAAGUCCACCGAAACACGCUCAGAAGGCCUGACAAUUACAUCAGACAGUUUAUUAAUGACUGGCUACGUCUACCGAAGGACGCCCUAAUCAGCUUCUACCACGUCGGUAAACAACAUGGGGAGUUCGUCUCACAAGGUGUUCCGGAUUUCAGCAUUCCAAUCCAAGUCCAGGUUGUAAGCGUACGAACCAAGAAACAGCUGGUGACUGCUUGGGGUGGUAGUCUGCACAAGAGCAACGAGUGUUUCCUUGGAUGUUUAUCCAGCUCCGAUGCGACCUUCUUAGCACGACGGUCAGAAGCACUCAUUAAGGUCAUGGUGGUCAGACGAUCUUAUGUCGUUGAAACUAUGGCCAACCGGAGAGUUUGGUGCAUAUUUCGCAAUCCUGCUGGAUCACGCAUGACGCCAGAUGUGCUCGUCAUAAUCGGGUUGCAGGGGAACUUGCAAAAUGUCUCCUUGGACUGGGCCCCUACUUCUACGUGGUUCAUCAAACCUGACCUAAUCGCUGUUCGAGAUCGCCGUGCAGCUGCGAUAGACGUCAGCAUAGUCUCGGAUGGGCGUGCAGAGACAGUGUGGAAUGAGAAGAAGCUGAAGUAUGGUGCUGAUGAACAUUCUCUCAUCCGCCAAGACUGUUAUUGGGGCUUCCUAAGGCCACAGUCAAUGACGUGUGUUUGCUUACCAUUGCGGACUCUGGGUACUUAUGACACUUUUAUGCGUGGUACAUGGCGCUGA
This is a messenger RNA of Opisthorchis viverrini, 2091 nucleotides long. RefSeq lists its product as hypothetical. The transcript has 9 exons. The record is from RefSeq and is a predicted model, not a curated record. NCBI's taxonomy places the organism in Eukaryota, Metazoa, Platyhelminthes, Trematoda, Opisthorchiida, Opisthorchiidae. Bases 1 to 2091 code for a protein of 696 amino acids.